GGUUGUUAGUUGAUUCGGGGUACGCAUCGAAUUUGCGGCAGUGUAACAGAAGAAGAGUUGUGAAGAAAGAAGCAGUAGCAUGUGGCGGCCGGCUAACGCCAGUGUUUACAGCUGGACAACGAAGGAAAUGUGCUCCGAAUAUAAAAACAAGUCGGUUGCGUAAAGACUACACAUUAAAUGCAGCGUCUCCUUUAACGGGGGUAGUGAGACUCGUGGCGUUUUAUUUGCUAAAACCAACAGAGUACGUCGGGAGAUAACAUUAUUGCACCUAGGUAGCGACAUAUAGGAGGAUUUGUGCAGCUUAAAUGUCUGAAUAUGACUUUAGCAUUCAAGCUAAUGUUAGCUAGGUCAAAUGGCUAGCCUUUGCUAUGACAACAAACAGGCGAUUAAUACAAUAUUUACACUGGCAUGUACUUGCUCGUGUUGUUUUAGAAGAAUAUAAGUGUGCACAACGUCAUUGUGAGUACCGAUAUGGUCUUAAAGUCAUACAUUUCGACAUCCCCGUGUAGCUUUUGUUAGCGGACUGGCUAGUGUUGCUAAGUUUGCUAACACGAUCUUGUCCAGCCCUUUCGCUUGACUUGACUCCCUUAAGAGCGAGCACUUUGCCGAGGAUACCAGUCACACAGCAGAAGCCCCAAUGCAACCCCUUCUCUCUUUUGGGUGAUAUUAAGGUGUCAAAUGCGUUAAAAUAAGCAAGAAAACUCAAGUUCCAGAGUGCCAUUUACCUGCCAUGUUGAGAAUCGGCUCGGGCUCUGCGGGCUGCCGUCCCGUGUGGGCUGUCACCAACACUCAGCUGUCAGUCAAACAACGCAGCAAAGCACUUCCUGAAUGUACUUCCUGAUGCUGAAUGUAGCAGCUGGUCGAUUGUCGGGUUUUUACAACAGAGGUUCUGCUAAUCAACUUGAACAUAAAGUCAACAUAACUCGGCAUUUAAACUUGGGCCUUUGUGUUAGCGCUGUAUCGCCAGACAAAAAAGGGGGAGCUCGGGGAGUCAUGUGACCGCGCGUUUCAAGAUGGAGACUGCUACUUUCGCUGCUUAGCUAACUCCGCUGUUUACAAUCAUCACAACAUGGCUAAUGCGGACCUUUUAUCGCUCUCACCAAGAAUUCCGCACUAACGUCACAUUUUGUAUUGCCAUGAAGUGAAGCUAUACACGUAAAGACCUCGUGUUGUGGUAUAAUAUUCAAGAUAAGUUAGCUAGUGGGAGAGAGUGGAGAAAACUGCCAAUGGUCGACUCAACGUAAAACACAAAGCAGCAAUGGCGUUAAGAGAGUUAAAAGUUUGUCUUCUGGGGGACACUGGUGUUGGCAAGUCAAGCAUUGUGUGGAGAUUUGUAGAGGACAGCUUUGACCCAAACAUCAACCCAACUAUUGGGGCUUCUUUUAUGACCAAGACGGUGCAAUACCAAAAUGAGCUGCACAAGUUCCUGAUAUGGGACACGGCAGGACAGGAGCGGUUCCGAGCUCUGGCGCCAAUGUACUACAGAGGCUCUGCAGCGGCCAUCAUUGUUUAUGACAUUACAAAAGAGGAGUCCUUCCAGACUCUGAAGAACUGGGUGAAGGAGCUGCGUCAGCAUGGUCCUCCAAAUAUUGUAGUGGCCAUAGCUGGCAACAAAUGUGAUCUGUCGGACGCCAGGGAAGUCUUGGAGAAGGACGCCAAGGACUAUGCGGACUCCAUCCAUGCCAUAUUUGUAGAGACCAGUGCCAAAAAUGCCAUUAACAUCAACGAGGUGUUUAUAGAGAUAAGUAAGCGCAUCCCAGUUGCAGAUGCGGCUGGGGCAACGUCGGGAAAAGGUUUCAAACUGGGGCGGCAAGCGUCAGAGUCUCGCAGGAUGUGCUGCUGAUGAUAGCACAGCUAUCACACACAAGCAUGCAGUUUAAAAAAAAUGGUGGCAGAAGGGGAAGAUGAAAGCUUAAACAUAUGCAGGCUGGGAGCUGAAAAGUGGAUGGAAACAAUUUAGGGGACAAAAGUUGGAGUCUUUACACAUUUUGAUAGUGCUUAAAUUAUUGCCUUUAAUAACUGUUUCAAUCCAUUGUGUGCAAUCAGUAAUUUAUCAUUAUUGAUUCCUCUUGUUGGGAAAAGGUGAUGGAAGCUGCAAAUACAACCAUGUUAUUAAAGAUAUGAGGCAACCUAUGACCUUUUUAUAUAAUACAGUUCUUAGGUUGUGUUUCGCAUCUGCAUUUAGCCUGUAUGGACAUUUUAUGAUGAGAAACUGGCUGUCUCUGCCUGUUACAUGCUAAGUCAGUUUGUGGUCCUCGCCACAUUGCUUGAACUUUGUAACAGAUUAAACACUUCAGUUUGAUACUUUACUUUGGUGCAGUGAGGAAAAGAUGAAGUUGACGUGGCGCUACGUCAACAUGCGUGACUUCUGGACGAACCUCCGCCUCCUAUCUGCUUUCACUUAUUGUUCACACUUGAUUUCGAUCUCUCUCACUUGUUCUUCUUUGUUCCUCGUGACUUUAGUCACUCACUUUAGGGACAUCUCAUCUCGUACUGUGAUCGGUAGUCUGCUCAUACAUGUUGAUGAGAACCACAGCUGUAUGCAACUUCAUGUUCCUUCCUGUAGCGCUUUUCAUAACAGUUGUUGCUACGACAGAGAUAAGAGACAAAACUAUAACAGAGGCUAAUGUUAAGAAUCCAUGGUGACUGGUGAAUAGUGCAAGAACAUUUUCUCCUGUCUUUUAUUGGUCAUUUAACAGUACAUUACAGCAGCACAUGUUUGUGUUGACUAUAAUUUUGGGGGCUUUUGAUUCCCUUGUAUUCUGCUUCUUAUUUCCUCUUGAAAGUCACGUGAUGAUGAAUUUUCUCACAAACGUGUCAUAAUUAUUUGUUAUACUGUGCAUGCUUCUAACUGAUAUGAAGGACAAUAUGAAGGACAAAGUGCCAUGUUGCAAGAUUGUUCUUUUUUUUUUUUCAAGCCUUGCAUACCUAAUUAACACUUCUGAUUGUGGGUGUAAUAUAAUGAUGUAAAAGUGUUGGAAGUCUGAUUGUGCAGGCUGGUUUUUAACACACAACAGUUGCGGUAAUUCCGAGGAAUGACACCUUGUGUGCCAGUUUUGCAAUGAAUGAAAUGCCAAUAGUCUUGGGCUGGCCCUGGGAAUGUGAUUGGUCAAUGUUAUGUAUAUUUUACAGCGUUAUAUGACAUAACACUGCACAAAAAUCCAUGACUAUAUUCUGCAUUAUUGAAACACUUUAAUGAUGUGUAACAUCUACAUAUUUGGUAAUAUCAGCACUGUGGUAGAUUUAUUUAGCAUUUUAAUAUGUUUCAUAAUGAAUGCCUGUGAAAGCACUUGUUGGCAGUGUGUUUCCAGAUGUGUAAAAAGGGAAUUGUCAGUUUCCUUACUAAUAAAAGAUUGACUGUAUUUUUUCUUUUGGUGCAUCCUCCAUUAAGUCAUGCAUAUUUCUG
Dunckerocampus dactyliophorus (ringed pipefish) is the source of this 3406-nucleotide messenger RNA. It is a transcript of the gene rab22a, whose product is annotated as RAB22A, member RAS oncogene family. Lineage: Eukaryota; Metazoa; Chordata; Actinopteri; Syngnathiformes; Syngnathidae. Bases 1259 to 1843 code for a protein of 194 amino acids. Gene Ontology annotation, molecular function: GTPase activity; GTP binding. The transcript has 8 exons. The record is from RefSeq and is a predicted model, not a curated record.